AUACACAUGGAACACAAUUCUCACAUUUACUAACGCAUACAAUAAAUAACAGAUUGCUUUGACCUCCCCACUUUCAAACGGCCUGAUCCUGGAUUCGGAAGAGAGAGAAAAAAUUGUGUAUUUGUGGUCUGCGCUCCGAGUCACUCAACGUCCUGUGUCACUGUCCACCACAACACCAGUGAGACUUCAUGGCAUUCCUGCUAUCAGAACGUCCAAAUUCUCUUUGGGUUUUAUCUCCACCCCACUCAUUUGGCCUUUGAGGAAGAAGCAGGAGUCCCCUACCACUACCACCCAGGCGCAAGAACAGCCAUUUGCACGUGUAACUAAACCACCUGCCCCACAAACAGUGAGCCUUUUAGGCACAUCUCUAAGAUCAGAAACAUCAGCAGAUAUCAGUAAACUGAAACAGACUAAUCCUCAGGUGGAUCUAUCAUUGCAACAGGCAGAUGUCCAGAACAAAAGCACAAACAUUGAGUCUUUCCAAGUACUGUCUCUCAACAACCGUAAAAACAAACCACUAGGCCAACCGAUGGUAUUGAAUGUUGAUCGAGAAAACAGGACUUUGACUGAGGCACUGGAUUAUGCAUCUGGAAUUGAACCAUUUUUCAACUCUGAUAUUGGAGUCAAUCCUUUUGGCCUUUAUGAUCUUGACUCAAUCUAUUCUCACGUGGAAACCAUGAAUUCCGAUCACCUGGAUGCUACCAUCUACAAUGAUGUGUUAAUACUCAGCAACCCAACGACUCCUCCUUCUAAUGUGGACAAACUCUUUCAUAGUCAAUAUGCCAUACUUCCCUGGGGUGUGACUGAAGCUACGGUACUUCAAACUACAAUGUGGAGCAGGUGGUCCAUUCCAAUCAAUUCAGUACAGACUUUGCUUUCAAGAGGAGCACUUAUGGAGAUGUAUGAACCAAGCGCCAACAGCAGGCAAAAAACUGACAACUCUAUCUCAAGUGAAAUUAUACUGCACAAUUACAAGACAGACUUCCAUCUAAUGAGCACACAGUCCUGGCAUACACCAUUGUCUUCAGUAGGAGUCCUCCAUGAACACUCCAAAGGCAUAUUGACUCCUACACCAGUAUUAAGUUUACUGCCUACCAACCAUAAAACAUCUCCAAAAAAUAAAACUUUACAGCUAUUAGCUUUCAAUUCUUCAACACAAAGUAAUGGGGCUUUCAGCAUGGCAAAACCAUUGUUUUUGUCCCUACCAAGUCUUAUCAUUACAGAGAAAACGAUUCAACCUCUUACUGAUACUGUUCAUGAAAAUAUGUCUCUCAACCUAUCACAGAAUAGGGAACCAUUAGAGGCUAGUUUGACACACUCUAUUUACUUCCAACAUGACUUGUUAACAACUGAUGAUAUAGUUCCUGCUCAGUUAUAUUUGGAACAUCUCACUGCAAUAGCUACUGCCAUGACUCCUGACUCUCCUAGAACAUCAAACAUGUUUCCCUCCAAGAGUGUCAGUGAUUCCAUUUUACCUUCAUUGAGAAGUCAUUUUAACUCUAUUCUCAGUGAUUAUUUGGAAGACACACAACCUAAAAUCCCUUUUGGCGAAUUAAGCUCUAACUGGCCCAUGAGAACUGGUGUGAUAAUGCCAGACUCAACACGGAAGUCCCAAAUAGAUAUACCUCAUACUUCAAAUCUGUCACAGAUUUACGGAAGCCGUUUUACAGAAACUCCAAUGUUUGGGAGUAAAGGCCAUAAGCAUUAUGCAAACACAAACAAUGUGUCAAUGAUGACAAGCUUUCAUAUGUCAUUUAACACAGUGUUGAUAUCAGGUAGGAUGACAUUGGAUGUUUUGCCCACAAUUUUAUUAUCACCUCAAACAGGACUCACACAGAGUCAUUCAGGUUUAGAGUGGUCCUUAACAAGUUCUGUCUCUUCUACUGAUAUCGUCAGUCACAAACUCUCUUAUAUUCUUCUCAAACCAUCUAAACCUCAGCAUGGACAUUUAGAACUAUUUAACCCCAUAGAUACAUCCAUUGAUCUUCCGAUUGAGACAUUGUCAACAGAUAAUGACCUUUCUCAACUACAGAUGAGCCCCAGUCAUCUGAUAGAGCAUAGUACAUUUUAUUCUCAGGGAAAAUGGUAUGAGUGGGGUUUCAGUACAUUACACUUGCCAUUCUCUACCAAUUCAUUGCCAGUCCACUCUGCCAGUAUGAAUCCUUUCCCCAAAUACACUGUUAUGGAUGCAGCCCACUCUUCAACUGACACUUCUCCAAGGGUUAUUAGCACAGUAAUGGAGAAAGCCCAGUCAGCUGGAUCUGUCUCCUUUCCACACACUGAAAUAACAGUUUCUUCCCUGCAGAGCCACAUUACUCCUGGAAGUCAAUCAGCAGUAAAGGCCCCAUCGAUAGCAAAAAACAACACUUUCCCGUCUAACACCAAGCCUACAACAUUUGUAAAUUCAGGGUUAUCUAGCAGCGGGACACAGUACAGAGAAGAUGGACAUAAUGAUCAUCCACUUUCAACAGAUGAUAAGUUAGCAAGCCAAAUAGGACAUGGCAACAAAGAGGCUGCUGUCCAAGUUUCAACCACACUCUUUCCUCUGACUGGUGACAAUCAUUCAUUAGUCCACACACCAAUGUCAUUUUCCGCACUACCUGAUAGAGUUACUGCUCUGGACAGCACUGUGCCUUUUAGCACCACCCCAUGGAGCUUUCCAGUCUUGACUGAACUUGCAUCCUGUCCAUGUAAAACACACUCUCAUGUUGUGUGUCUGUGUGGACGUGCAGCCGGGAACAAGGUAUUCUACAGAGUUGAACUUGUUUUCCCUCAACAGAAUGAGCCUGAUGUGACUGAACUCACAGAAUUGCUCAAGUCAACUUCCCACUACUGGAUAUAUCCAAAACAUGUGAAGUGUGACAGGGACAACAAAUGCCAGGCCAUUUUGGUUCACAAUAUGACCAUGAAUUCAAGUGCCAUAAUGGCAGAUAUAAAGGAUAGGCUGAGGUCCUCAACGAUGGAUGAAAAUGGAUCAGUGGUAGUAACGUUGGAAACUGUUGAAAACUGUCCUGAAGAGAAAGAUCUCAGCGAUGACCGUUACAAGUGGCUUGAGAGCAGACCCAUGGUGACCGUACAUAUUCCCUGUUUGCAUUUUAAGGACCAAUAUGCCUCCAGAACCUGUUUCAUUGAUUCACGAGAUUUCAAAUCAAAAUGGAAUGAUUCAGAUGCCGCCAACUGCCCAAGCAUAAAGGACAUUGAGGUUUCUGAAGAGACUGCUGCAGACGUGGCUGUGCAGUUGGCAGACAUCAGUAACAGUGAGCUGUCAAAGGAGGAGGUGUCCACGGUAGUUACAAAAGUAAAGGAGCUGGUUAAUGUAGCCCGAAUCAAUAAAACUCUGGCCGAAGCCGUGGUAAACAUCAUCUCCAAUGUGAUGACCAGCUCCAGCACAGCACAAGCAGCUGCCUCUGAAAUUGCUUUGAGAGCUGUGGAUAACCUGGUUCAGAAGAUUGAAUUUGAAGGCCCAAUCUUCAGAACCUCCUCUAAGAACCUGGCUGUGGGUAUAUCCGCUGUUAAUGCCAGUGAGUUCAAUGGGACCACCUUCAGCGCUAUUAUCCCUCCCAAUACUACAGAACCCGAGAUUAAAUUUCUGGCAGAAUCUGAGAAUCCUCUGGCCGUAGUUACACUGCCAGCAACGUUACUGCUUAACUUAACUAAUGCAAAUAUAGAGGCUAUUUCCAGAAUAAACUUUGUUUUCUUCAGCAAGACUGGUCUAUUUCAGGAUGACAUAAGAAAUGGCUUAUCUUUGAACAGUUAUGUAGUUGCCAGCAGUGUGGGCAACUUCUCGAUCAGAAACCUCAAGGAUCCUGUGCGAAUAGAGAUUGCUCAUCUGCUGCACAAGCCAGAUCCAAAGCGAAGCUGUGUAUUUUGGGAUUUUACCAUCAAAAAUGGAAUUGGUGGCUGGAACAGCGAGGGUUGCCUAGUCAGUCCUGAUUCAAGUGACAACAGGACUGUGUGUCUGUGUAAUCAUCUGACUCACUUCGGGAUUUUAAUGGAUAUAUCAGGCACUGCAGCACAAAUUGAUUACCAGAACACAAGGGUUCUCACUUUUAUCACUUACAUUGGAUGUGGUGUGUCUGCUAUCUUCUCAGCAGCCACUCUUCUCACUUAUAUUACCUUUGAAAAGCUGCGCAGAGACCACCCAGCAAAGAUCCUUAUGAACCUCAGUACCUCACUGUUGUUCCUUAACAUGGUCUUUCUUCUUGAUGGUUGGCUGGCAUCAUUUGGCAUGGAAGGCCUGUGUAUUGCUGUGGCUGUCUUUAUGCACUUCUUCCUGCUAACCUCUUUUACUUGGAUGGGACUGGAGUCAAUACACAUGUACAUGGCGCUGGUCAAGGUGUUCAACACCUACAUAAGAAGAUACAUUCUGAAAUUCUGCCUAGUUGGAUGGGGACUUCCGGCUGCCAUUGUUUGCAUUGUAGUAGCAGUUGACAAACACUCUUAUGGGCUGGAAUAUUAUGGAAAGGGUGACAUCGGACAAGAAUCAUCAAAGUUCUGCUGGAUCAGAAGCAACACAGUGUUCUAUGUAACAUGUGUGGGUUACUUCUCCAUUAUCUUCCUCAUGAAUGUGGCCAUGUUCAUCGUUGUGAUGAUCCAGAUCUGUGGUCGCAAUGGUAAGCGUAGCAAUCGUACCUUGAGAGAGGAGAUCUUACGUAACCUGCGUAGUGUGGUCAGCUUGACCUUCCUCCUUGGUAUGACAUGGGGCUUUGCCUUCUUUGCCUGGGGCCCUGUCAACUUGGCCUUCAUGUACCUGUUCUCCAUCUUCAACUCACUUCAAGGACUGUUCAUAUUUGUCUUCCACUGUGCUUUGAAAGAGAAUGUGCAAAAGCAGUGGAGGAGAUAUUUAUGUUGUGGACAACUACGUCUAGCUGACAACUCAGACUGGAGCAAGACUGCUACUAACAACACCAAAAAAGUUAGCUCAGACAAUCUGGGGAAGUCCCUGUCCUCCAGCUCUUUCAGCUCAAGUACAGCUAACUGGACAUCGAAAGCAAAAGCCUCUUUAAAUCCUUUUGCUAACUAUAACAACAGUUCAGACAAAAUUUCCUCCAGCCCUAUCAACUUCAAAUGUUGCCCUUCUGAUGGCGAGGCCUCUAUCAUUCCAGUGCACCAUGUGAUUGAUAAGAUGAAAGGAUACUGUUCAGUGCGUUCAGAACACUUCUACAAGAACUUCAUCAUGUCUGACAACUUCAACCACAACACCAAGUUCUAGAAUUGAACCUCUGCAAUGGAUGACAAUGGAUUGUCAUAAUUUCUUUGUCCCUAAUUAAAAGAGCAGAAAAACCUCUAUGAACAAUGCAAAAAAUAUAUUUUCUAGACAACUCCCAAUAAGAGACGUGGGUGUACAGUAUAUAUGCACGAUGAAGUGAUGGGAUUUUAAUUACCAACAGUGCAUGUUUUUGCAAAAAAAAAAAUUGUGAUUUGUGUAAGCUUGCCAUUUUAUAGUUGUUGUAAUGUUAUCUUAGAGGACAUCUUUUCAUGAUAAUCCUUUUAUUGUGCCAUACAAUCUCUCCUUUUCCACUGUGAUCAUAUGACAAGCUACUGAUGAAAUAUAGUUAACAGAUCUAAUGUAACAUAUUUAGUCACUACUGGCCAUAGUAGAAGGAAAAUGUAGCUGCUGGUAUAUGACAUAAGCUAUUUAUUUAGGUAGUACAUUUUAUGUUGUUUUUUGAAACAUUGUUAAGAUAGGACAACCUAUUUAUUUCGUUGGUGGCUGGCUACAUGAAGUCAGAAAUUGUUUGAACAUAUAUGUUUACGAUCACAAAAGAGGUUUUAAAGGGAAACCAUUACGUAUGAUGUUUUUAAUUCUUCAAUUUGUUCAUUGGACACUUAGUCAUGAAUAAUUAAACAUUAUUACAGUUAUUACAAGUUGUGGACUAAAUUCAAUUAAACACUAAUGAGGAAAAUG
Molecule: messenger RNA, 5908 nt
Organism: Alosa alosa (allis shad)
Lineage: Eukaryota; Metazoa; Chordata; Actinopteri; Clupeiformes; Clupeidae
Gene: adgrg6
Product: adhesion G protein-coupled receptor G6
Exons: 19
Coding region: 530-5212 (1560 amino acids)
Biological process (GO): heart trabecula formation; myelination in peripheral nervous system; cell surface receptor signaling pathway
Cellular component (GO): membrane
Molecular function (GO): G protein-coupled receptor activity; laminin binding
Source: RefSeq, a predicted model, not a curated record